Messenger RNA from Teleopsis dalmanni, 1521 nucleotides. RefSeq lists its product as uncharacterized. The transcript has a single exon. The coding region runs from base 1 to 1521 and encodes 506 amino acids. The record is from RefSeq and is a predicted model, not a curated record. Lineage: Eukaryota; Metazoa; Arthropoda; Insecta; Diptera; Diopsidae.
AUGGAUGACAAUAGUACAGAAACCGAAAUGUUGAGCUCGGAGCUGGUGUUCGAGGACUCAGAAGUUGAAAUAGAUAGUGCGAUUCUGAGAAAGCGUAUGAUGGAAGAAAAAAAUAAGACAAAAAGAAGAGCGACAAGAGAUACAACUAUUGGAAAGAAAAGACUUAAUAAAAACAAACAGUGGGACUUAUAUGUUUCAAAAUAUUCUUCUCAACAGAAGAAAAAUAGAAAAAAAAAAAAAUCCACACGUAAUCAUAGAAUGACAUCAGCACAUUUAAGAGCCCACACACUUAACACUGUAACUGAUUCUACUGAAAAUAGUGAAAAUAUCUUUGAUUUUGAGCAACAAAGCAGUAAUUCCUGUCUAAUCAGUAAGGUGACUGACCCAUCUGUGCAAAAAGUAGACUCUGAGCUAGCAUUCGAGGGUUUAGAUGUUGAAAUAGAUAGUGUGGUUCCACUGAAAAAGCGUAUGAAGGGAGAAAAAAAGAGGAAAAAAAGAAGAAUAACAAGUGGUACAUAUAAUAGAAAAAAAAAAUUGUAUAAAAAAAAACAUGGGGAUUUAUGCAUUUCGAAAUAUUCUUCUCAACAAAGGAAAAAUCAAAUCCACAAAUCCACAUGUAAUCGCAGAAUGAAAUCAGCACAUGUAAGAGCCUGUUCAUUUAACACUCCAGCUGACACUAUAGAAAGUGCCGAAAAUAUCUUUGAUUUUGAUCAACAAAGUAGUAAUUCCUCUCCAUUGAGUAAAGACAUUGACCCAUCUGUACAAACAUUGCUUUCCGAACCAGUGGUCGAGGGUGUAGAAGCUGGAAUAGAUAGUGUGAGUCCACUGAGAAAGCAUAUGAAGGGAGAAAAAAAGAGGAAAAAAAGAAGAACGACAAGAGGUACAAAUGUUCGAAAGAAAGUAUUUAAUAAAAAAAAACAGUGGGACUUAUACGUUUCAAAAUAUUCUUCUCACCAAAGAAAAAAUCAAAAGAACAAAUCCACAUGUAAUCGCAGAAUGAAAUCAGCACAUGAAAGAGCCUGUUCAUUUAACACUCCAGCUGACUCUACUGAAAAUAUCGAAAAUAUCUUUGAUUUUGAUCAACAAAGCAUUAAUUCCUCUUUAUUGAGUAAGGUAAUUGAACAAUCUGUAGAAAAACUAAACUCCGAGCUAGUGUUCGAGGAUGCAGAAGCAGGAAUAGAUAGUGUGAAUUCACUGAGAAAGCAUAUGAAUGAAGAAAAAAAUAAGAAAAAAAGAAAAACGACAAGAGGUACAAAUGUUCGAAAGAAAGUAUUUAAUAAAAAAAAACAGUGGGACUUAUACGUUUCAAAAUAUUUAUCUCAUCAAAGAAAGAUUCGAAAGAAAAAAUCCAAACGUAAUCGCAGAAUGAAUUCGGCACAUUUAAGAGCCUGUUCAUUUAACACUUCAAUUGCCUCUACUGAAAGUACCGAAAAUAUCUUUGAUUUUGAGCAACAAUGCAGUAAUUCCUCUCUAAUGAGAAGAGUAUUUGACUCAUCUAACGAAGAACUUUCAGAAACUUGA